GCCGGGGCCGGCCGGCCAAGCCAUGUACACGCGUAUAUAAACAGCCAUGAGAGCCCCCCUUUGAUAUCAGCAUUCAAGCAACAUUAUUACUCGAAUCAUAGUACCAUUCAUCUUCCUCAGCUCAGGCAAAACGACAAGAGAAACAACAUGCGAGGCCCUAACGCCGCCGCUAGCACGGCAAGCAAAGGCGGCGCCAUGGCCGCCUUCAAGCAAGGCCUGCUCAGGAACCUGCUCCUGGGCCUCCGGGCGUGCUCCUUCGACGCCGCCAUGAGCCUCCAGGAGCGGAAGCGCGCCGUCAAGUGCUCCGCCGACGUCGCCAUGGCAGCGGCCGCAGCCGCCGGCAGCGGGCGCGCGAGGUGGCCCAAGACCAUCUUGGCCGCCGCCGCCGCGGCGUCCAGCUCCAGCCACCACAGCCCCGGCGGCGGCACGUGCAAGGUGUGGAAGACCGCGUGCUGCAGGAGGCGGGUAAUGAGGAGGCGCGUCGACGCGAAGAGGAGGAUCCUCAGGGGCGCCGCCUACGCAGCUGCUUCUGGUGCCGCUGCCGCGGCGAGCUGCGACGACGACGUCGCGAGGAGGCUGGUGCGGAGGAGGACAAUGGCGCUCCGGAAGGUGAUACCCGGAGGGAACGCCGCCGCCAUGAUGGACGACGCCGCGCUGCUCCGCGAAACCAUGGACUACGUCGUCCAUCUGCGCGCCCAGGUCGAUGUGCUCCGCCGCGUCUCGGCAGCCGUGCAGAGAUCCGCCUUCCUCCGGGAUCCUUCUCAAGACAUGGGAGAAUCAUAAUGAUUCCUGGUUCAGAAGAUCGAGAAGGAAAUGCAUCAUGAAACAAGGUCAUGGGCGGCGAUCUGACGGCGAUUAGAGAGGACGGAUCUCCGAGCUCGUGGUAGACGUAAUGGUGAAGAACUGAUCAGGGUUUUGUCUCGCUUCAUUAGUGGGACAUGUGUAAGCUAGCUAGACACAGCUACUGUUGUACGGCGACUCGGGGAGGAAAGGGACAACAUGCUAUUGUAGAUGAAUAUAGAAAUGGGUGCCAAUUUAGUCUCACUUAUGGCCACUCAUUGCCAACACAGAAAGAGGGGAAAAGGAGUGGAAAAUACCAAAAAGAUCAUUGAUCUGCUAGCUAUAUUUGCUCCCUCCAUGCAAGCUAGUGUGGUUUACGUUCAAAACCAAUUAUAUUCAGUAAUAAUGAUUUUAACUUUUGCAGAGGUUGCAUAUAUGUUGAUCUUGCCAUGCAAAUUGGCAUAGAGUACGUAGCUUCAUGUCGCUUUGAGUUAUUUUUUUCAAUAAAUUAAUUUCGGUCAAUUUUGCUAAGCGCAGCUUUUCUCUGACGAGGACAACGGUACCUCUACAAGCAUCUAUGUAAACUCCCAUCCAACAUGGCGCGUUGGGGAAGCCCUUAAAAAUGCUAGAGCUUGCUUACAUGGAGCAUUACUUUUUAUUGGGACUACAACCGGUGUAUGCUUGCGUUGUUGGUGCUCUAAAACUCCAUCCUCUCAUGUACUUGCACGGGUAGGCGGAUGAAAGUUUCUGGGUAGCACAUUGGCAUGACCGCUCACUUCGUCACACUCAUGUUCCUGGUGUUCGAGUAAAAGGUGACAAUGAUCAAUUGCUUCGGUGGUUAUGAUGUUAUCGGCGCUGCGAUUUCUCUGUAAUGCAUUGAGCGGGACAAUUACAUCAACAAUAAACCGCUAUGUCUACUGUAGUGACCUGUCUUUUUAUUAAAAUCACGAUCAAAAAACAAAUUUUUAUAACUCCGAGUCCGAGGAUAUGGCACAUGUAGAUGCCUC
This is a messenger RNA of Sorghum bicolor (sorghum), 1787 nucleotides long. Its product is annotated as transcription factor IBH1-like 1. The transcript is spliced from 2 exons. Lineage: Eukaryota; Viridiplantae; Streptophyta; Magnoliopsida; Poales; Poaceae. The coding region runs from base 148 to 783 and encodes 211 amino acids. The record is from RefSeq and is a predicted model, not a curated record. Gene Ontology annotation, biological process: regulation of DNA-templated transcription. Gene Ontology annotation, molecular function: protein dimerization activity.